AUGGACGAGCACUUCCAUGCCUUCCAAUCGAAAUAUCAUGGGCCCCUGAGUCUGGUUGAGCCUUGGAGAAAGAAAGACGAUUUGACUCAGUUGUCUGAUUCUGACUCUGGUAAACAAGAAACAGGUGGCAAACGCGUCGAAAUGGCCAUGAUCACGCCCACGGUCACAAACAUUGUGACGUCGGCCGUUCUGUUUCCCUCUCAUCAGUUGAUGCCUGCUACUGACUUCACAAAUUCGCUGUUGUUGAAUGCCCUUGUCCGACUGCCCGACUGCCGAUGGUAUACCACAGUCCUUACAAGUUGCCCCACGUUCUGCGCCUCAUCGCAUAAAGGGGUCCUCGCAUCCCUGCUCGCUUUGAUACGGGCAAAGCCUCACUGCAUGAGCCUCCCCCAUAAGGGCGAUCCUGAGUUUGCUUUCUUGAUUAUUUUGUCUUUGAUCUCGAUACUCCGCGUACCUUUCCAGGUAUUGGGCUGGAUACCCAAGCCGGUAGCUUCUCGUGUAACUCUAGAAAAGCAACAGAUCAAGCUCGGCGCCACAAUGGCAUGCCGCCAACUCCCGAUCCUGACGCCUUCCCGCUCCUGUUCGACACAAAUUAUUAUCGUAUUCGUCCCAUAUUCGGACGCCGUGUCUGCGGACCCCCGCGAGUCACUGACCACCCAGCUCUUCUUCGUCCCUUGGCACGGCAAAUUAUCGGCCAUCGUGGGACAACCUCAUCGAAAACCGACCUCGAACUUGGGGCGGCAGGUGGAAUGGCCCGGCCGGUUGAACUGGUUCCCCUGAGCGGUUCGUCCGACCUUGCGUGGAGGGGCAAAAUCAUGCCGUGACCCGGGAACAGGCAUCCCCCGGUUCAAGACUCUAUACCUUUUCAAAGCCA
Molecule: messenger RNA, 874 nt
Organism: Colletotrichum acutatum
Lineage: Eukaryota; Fungi; Ascomycota; Sordariomycetes; Glomerellales; Glomerellaceae
Exons: 3
Coding region: 1-780 (259 amino acids)
Source: RefSeq, a predicted model, not a curated record